Messenger RNA from Sphaeroforma arctica JP610, 2922 nucleotides. RefSeq lists its product as hypothetical. Gene Ontology annotation, cellular component: Golgi apparatus; COG complex. The transcript has 15 exons. The record is from RefSeq and is a predicted model, not a curated record. Lineage: Eukaryota; Ichthyosporea; Ichthyophonida. Gene Ontology annotation, biological process: intra-Golgi vesicle-mediated transport. The coding region runs from base 103 to 2922 and encodes 939 amino acids.
AUCGGAAUUGCAGGGGAACUAUCAGCAUGCUAAGGACAGACCUCUAAUGCUAUACAUAGUACCAUUCAUAGUGCAUAGUCGGUAUCCCAGAAGAUAGCUAAGAUGUCGAGUGUUACCAGCCAACGAUCUGUCCCGCUUGAUCGCGAGUCUGUUGCGGCAGCGGCGAGGAGAAGGUCUACUGCAUCCCGUACAGCCGUAGCGUCAAUAAAUGACUUUGCUGCGUAUGAUCCAUCUGACCCAAAGACGGGCAUGGCGGCAGAUCCGGAUGUGGAGAUGCUCUUCAAGUCGAAGUCGAUUGCGGAUAUUAAAGUUAUAGAACGGAAUACCAGAUCAGAGUGUGAGCAAAAGAAAGAGGAGCUCAGACUGAUGGUGGGUGAAAGGUAUCGGGACAUGAUUGACGCGGCUGAUACUAUCCUGGAUAUGCGAGACAGUGUGACAUCAGUAGUCCAUUCCAUCGAAUCGUUGUUGGGCCAUUGUCAGAAAAUUGCGUCCAGCAGUACAAACCCAGCUCACGAGCAAGUGCAACCAGCACUACAUAGUCAUGGGCGGUAUGUGCUGAGUCGGCGAUCAAUGACACAGAUCAAGUCGGAUACCCAGCGCAACAUCUUCUACUCUGUAUCUACCCAGAUGAAGCUUUUGGUGGACGCGCCGGAACAUUUGUGGAACGCAUUGGAGAUAAAACAAUACCUCAAGGCUGCUAAACUCUAUCUGCUGUCGGAAUAUAUAUACAAUGUACUGCGGCACAACCAGUCUAUCUCGUCCUCGCUUCGGAGCCAUUUCCCGAUUCUUCAUACCCAAUGGGAUUCUAUGAGUGGUCUCAAAUCGGAAAUUGCAUCGAAAUGUGCCUUGGAACUACGUCACUGCCACGUGCGAGUGGAGCAUGUGGCAUCGAAUCUACUGUCUCUGAUCCUAUUGGACGAGCUUUCCCCCACGGAAAUAUUAACCAAACUGCUCGAAAUCCGAUUAGGGUCAAUUAAAGACACGCUUUCUCCGGCAGCCAGUCACAAUCCGGUGCACCUUCGCUUACUGCACUGCGUAGAGGUUGUGCGACUGACCAUCGAUCAGAUCUUCCCCAUGUUCGUCGGUGGUGCAGAUGGAGUGCUCCCAUUGUUGUAUCAGUACCUUAAGCAACACACGGCAGAGCGGGAGCACCGCACGAAGGAAGAAUUCCAACAGAUAGAUAUGGCAGCACCGCCCCCAGGUUCCGAAUCCGACAUCAGCAACGCAACACUCAGUGAACUAUUUGGCUACAAUUCGAACACGCUGACACUCUUCAAACACCUGCCGCUUUUCAUCCAGUCAUUCCGGCCCUCACUUCCGCAGAAGCGCCAUGUCAAGGUACCUCUGUCUGAAGUGCGUGAACUGUGCCAGCAGUGGGUGGUGGCCUGCACAGACGCCAUCGCACACGGUGUGCCUCUAGUGCUGCCCGCACACCGCAACACUCCCACAGACUCAUCAACAGAAGCCAUUACGGACUCAGCGGUGGAGGCAGAGGAAGGGGCGCACAUGCUCACGCUAUCGGAGUUGAAUGCGUGCCGACAGUAUAUACUGCGUGUCAUAUCGUACUAUUGUGAUCCGAACGCGCCACAGAAUCCGGCACGAGAUAAGCAGACCCAGCAACACACGCACUUUGCACCGCACGACACAAGCGCCGAGGCCGCCGCAACCGUAGUCGUGCCCCCGUCGGCACAGUUGGCUCGUGUGCACACACCCACACAAGAGGGUGAGUUCUACGACGCCCUGUCCGCAACCGCGUGGGCAACGGUGUGCAUGCAAGUGCUGGGCCACCAGCUGGAUCUGUGGGACACGCUGCUGCGUACGCCCAUGCUCACCCAGGCACAGGCGAUUCUGAGCGAGCAUUUCGCACGUGUAAGUGGACUGGUCAUGGACACGGCCGUGGACGUGAGCGCUGAAAGUGUGAGUCUCGAAAUAGACGGCCGCACUGUGGGAGUCAGUGCGCAGUGGCAAGAGCAAGACAUUGACCUGUCGCCUGUGAGCAAGGAGGAAGUCACGCUCACACCCCGUGCCAGAGAGUUUCUGAUUGCCCUCAAACGAGGCCAAACGUUCCUAGAAGACGAUCCUGCUAAAGCAGACGAUGACUCGGCAGAUGACAGUGGUGUGGAUGUGACUGAAUUUGCGCUCCCGAAAGUGGCCAGUCAAGCAACGACGUACAUUACUCUCAAGGCGUCCAGUAUAUCUCUCUCAGUAUAUGGUGUUGUGGCGGUAUUUGAUCUGCUGGUAGAUGCCAUUGUAUAUGACGCCCAGGGCUACUUGGGCCUCGAACCUUACACCGGCACUACCGGCCAACGUGGGUCUAAGGCGCGAGUUCAGGAAACUCACAGCAUCAAUCAGCAUUUACUAUCACUCACCAAGGGCCAGCAGGCGCACGUCCACUUGCAGUCACCAUCAGCGCAAGGCCUCACCCACACUCGCAACAGAAACUACGACCUCGCGCUGAGCGAUCCCACGCGGCGUAACGACACCUCCAGUCCUCACGCACGAUCGCCCAGCAACACUGACAGCGCCAGUGUAGACGCAAGCCGCCGCAGUAGCGAGACGGGCAGCGGGUUUGUGAAUGUGGGCAAGGUGUGGCUGGAUAGUGUCAGUGCCGAUGCCUUGGUCAUGAGCGAGCGCAUGGGCGGCGAGUGCGGGCUGUGUGUGCAGGCACUCAGCGCCAAGCUACAGGCGCUGCUGCAGGAGACGGCCAACGUCCCGGUUGCAGAUAACAACGGAGAUACCACAGGUACGUUAAAGAGGAAAUGGCGAGGGAGAGGAUUGUUAUGGGACAGUGGUGCAUUAAUGUUUGUUGGUGGAUUGGUACUUGGUUGCGAGUGCGCGUGUUUACGGUUGUUGUCGCGGGCGUAUCCGAUGGGAAUGAUAGUCGUUGGUUUGUAUCGUUUUGCGUGCAAGCCCAGGUGGUAG